Molecule: messenger RNA, 2312 nt
Organism: Heteronotia binoei (common prickly gecko)
Lineage: Eukaryota; Metazoa; Chordata; Lepidosauria; Squamata; Gekkonidae
Gene: NEFL
Product: neurofilament light chain
Exons: 4
Coding region: 178-1905 (575 amino acids)
Biological process (GO): neurofilament bundle assembly
Cellular component (GO): axon; cytoplasm; intermediate filament
Molecular function (GO): structural constituent of postsynaptic intermediate filament cytoskeleton
Source: RefSeq, a predicted model, not a curated record
UCGGAGCCGUCUAGCUGCGUCAGAGCUUCACUGGCUGUAUAAAGAGGCGCGGGCGGGAGCAGCAAGCCGCAGAGCAGCCUCUCCCUUCUGUUGGACGGCGGCUUCUUCGCCUCCUCCUUCUUCCUCCUCUUCGCCUUCUCCUCUCUCUCCCGGUUCAGCAGCGCCCUAGCCGCCAGCAUGAGCACCUUCGGCUACGAGACCUACUUCCCGUCGUACAAGCGGCGCUUCGUGGAGAGCUCGCGGGUGCACCUGUCGUCCAGCGGGCGCAGCAGCGGCGGGGGUGGCGGGGGCGGCUAUGGGGUGGCCCGUUCCACCUACUCGAGUCUGUCGGCGCCGGUGUCCUCGGUGUCGGUGCGGCGCAGCUACACGUCCUCGUCGUCGUCCUCGCUGCUGCCGUCGGUGGACAGCCUGGACCUGAGCCAGGUGGCGGCCAUCAGCAACGACCUGAAGACCAUCCGCAGCCAGGAAAAGGCGCAGCUGCAGGACCUCAACGACCGCUUCGCCUGCUUCAUCGAGCGCGUCCACGAGCUGGAGCAGCAGAACAAGGUGCUGGAGGCCGAGCUGCUGGUGCUGCGCCAGAAGCACUCCGAGCCGUCCCGCUUCCGCGCCCUCUACGAGCAGGAGAUCCGCGAGCUGCGCCUGGCCACCGAGGAGGCCAGCCACGAGAGGCAGGCGCUGCAGGGCGAGCGCGAGAGCCUGGAGGAGACGCUGCGGGCCCUGCAGGCGCGCUACGAGGAGGAGAUCCUCAACCGCGAGGAUGCCGAGGCGCGCCUGCUGGAGGUGCGCAAGAGCGCCGACGAGGCGGCCCUGGCCCGAGCCGAGCUGGAGAAGCGCAUCGACAGCCUCCUCGACGAGCUGGCCUUCCUCAAGAAGGUGCACGAGGAGGAGCUGGCCGAGCUGCAGGCCCAGAUCCAGUACGCCCACCUCUCCGUCGAGAUGGACGUCUCGGCCAAGCCCGACCUCUCCUCCGCCCUGCGCGACAUCCGCUCGCAGUACGAGAAGCUGGCCGCCCGCAACAUGCAGAACGCCGAGGAGUGGUUCCGCAGCCGCUUCACCGUCCUCACCGAGAGCGCCGCCAAGAACACCGACGCCGUCCGCGCCGCCAAGGACGAAGUCUCCGAGAGCCGCCGCCUCCUGAAGGCCAAGACGCUGGAGAUCGAGGCCACCCGCGGCAUGAACGAGGCCCUCGAGAAGCAGCUGCAGGAGCUGGAGGAAAAGCAGAACGCCGACAUCGCCGCCCUCCAGGACACUGUUAAUAAGUUAGAAAAUGAAUUGAGAACCACGAAGAGUGAAAUGGCUAGAUAUCUGAAGGAAUAUCAAGAUCUCCUGAAUGUGAAAAUGGCCCUGGACAUUGAAAUUGCAGCAUACAGAAAAUUACUGGAAGGUGAAGAAACUCGGCUCAGUUUCACUAGUGUUGGAAGCAUCAGCAGUGGCUACACACAAAGUGCUGGAACCUUUGGAAGAUCCGCCUAUAGCGGUUUACAGAGUAGUUCCUACCUGAUGUCUGCCCGUAGCUUCCCUGCCUAUUACUCCAGCCAUGUUCAGGAAGAACAGAUAGAAGUCGAGGAGACCAUUGAAGCAUCUAAGGUAGAAGAGGCCAAAGAAUCUCCCCCAUCUGAAGGAGAAGGUGAAGAAGAAGAGAAGGAAGAGGGUGAAGAAGAGGAAGGAGGAGGAGAAGAAGGAGAGGAAGAAGGAGAAGGAGAGGAGGAAGGGGCCACGGAGGAGGCUGAAGAGUCUAAAGAGGGUGAAGAAGAAGAGGGGGAAGGGGAGGGAGAAGGAGAAGGGGAGGAAGAAGGUGGAGAAGAGGAGACUGCAGGUGAAGGAGAUGAGGGAGAGAAUAAAGAAGAUGAAGAACAAGAAGAAGCUGGUGGAGAGGAAGCCAGUAAAGAAAAGAAGAAAGAUUGAUACAGACUGCACUUAGGUUUCCCAGAUAGUUGAACUGAGUGAGCUAAAGUUGCUGUGCCACAUAUCUAACUCCCCGGUGUUCUUUGGUUUAAAGUUGUCUCUUGGAGUUUAUUAUUUCCCCCCCCCCUUUUCUGUGCAAAGUUAUCCGAAUGCUUGCAGAGAGCCCCACUGGCUGCUACCCAAAUCACGCAUGGUGUAUUCUUACCACUCAAAGGAGCAAAUGUGCAAUUUGGCCAAUUUAAACCUUGGAAAGGAUUCUUAACAAAAACGGGUGGGAGGGAAGCCACUAGAGAUGGGGAAACUGUCUUAAGCUACAUUCAAAAUGGUUAUGGAAACCUGAGAUGGUGAAAACAAAUGAAGUCUGUGCAAUCAAAACUAGUCAAUAAAGUUGCCGAACUGCAUACACA